GAUCUAAGUUUCUUUGACAGUACAUGUAACAAACAAAAACACAGUAAGCAAGGCAGUUUGAAGCUGGCCGAGCGCCAACUCUAAGAAAAGUUCUGUUGGAGAGUCUUUGUCUGAAAGCCUGUUUUGUUUGCCUAGUCAAUAAGCUUUAGUUUAGCCUUAGCCAUUGCGGUUAGGUCAAACUCAUGCCUCUCUCUCAACCAACUUAACCUUUUUCUAUUUAUUUUUUUCUUUUUUUAUGGUACUGAGAGUUCAUUUUCUGACUAUGAAAAGAUUAUCAUCUUCAAAAAGGGUAGUGAACAAUGUGGUUAAAGGGGAGAUAGAGUGGGAGCUUAGGCCUGGUGGCUUGCUUGUCCAAAAGAGGAACAUGGCGGAUGCUUCUUCUGGACCUAUGAUCAAGAUCAAAGUUUCUCAUGGUUCUUAUCACCGUGACAUCGCUGUGCCCGCUCAAUCCACUUUUGGGAAUUUGAAAAUGGUUCUUGCACAAGAAACCGGUUUGGAGCCUAAGGAGCAGAGGCUAUUGUUCCAAGGGAAAGAAAAGGAUGAUGAGGAAUGUUUGCAUAUGGUAGGAGUAAAAGAUAUGUCAAAGGUGUUGCUUUUAGAGGACCCAGCUAGCAAAGAGAGGAAGCUUGAGGAGAUGAAGAGAAAUCAAAGUGUACUAAAAGCCUGUGAAGAGGUUGCUAAGGUCAGAGCAGAGGUUGAUAAAGUCUCUGAGAAGGUUAUUGCUUUGGACGCAAUUAUUCGUGGAGGUACAAAGGUUGCAGAGAAGGAAUUCCUCGUCUUAACUGAGUUGCUUAUGGUGCAAUUGCUCCAAUUGGACACAAUUGAGGCUGAUGGAGAAGCCAAAGUCCAGAGGCGGAUUGAGGUUCGUCGUGUCCAAGGUCUUGUGGACACCCUAGACAAUUUGAAGGCUAGAAACUCUAAUCCUUUCAGCAGUAGUUGCAAUGCAGUGUCAGUGACUACGAAAUGGGAGGCAUUUGAGUCUGGAGUAGGAAGCCUGACCGCCCCAUUACCAUCCUCUACAAUAAUAACUCAAGAUUGGGAAGUAUUUGAUUAAGCAGAAGUUCAUAUCUAUCGGUCAGUAAAGGACAAAUGUGAAACAAAGCCCUUAUGCUGUUAUUUGCUAGUUUUGGUUGUGAAUAGCUGUUUUUUCAGUACAAAUAAAUGGAGAUUGAGCCAUGCUAGAUAAUGAAGAUGCAUCUCCUGCAUGCUCAGUUUGCUUCACUGUUGGCAUCUUUAAUCAACGCUAGGUGAAGCAGGAUACGGUUUGCAAAGCUCCCCAUUCCAGAAUCAGUGAAUUACGUUACCUGUUCUUUUCGUGAACUAAAGAAUUUGGCAAGCGACAUUUUUCAAUUGAAAUUCCCCUUCCAGGAAAUGCAUGAUUCCAUUACCACAGCGUUUAGGAGAUUAAAUGGAAGCUCAAUAACUUGGAGCGUACUCAAGAAACUCGUGCAGUGUUGUCCUCUAGGAGCUAGGAAGUACUAGUAUAACUUUCAAAUGCCGAAGAAACUACCGUCCAGAAAUUACAGCAGUAACCCUGAUUUGCAUUAUGGAGGUCAAAACCUCGAACCAUUUUAGUAAAGAAUCAGAAAAAGACAGCUAUAACAUAGCGCCUGUUCCACGCAUUGUCUUAAAUAUGUCCUUAUGAGUAAAUUGAGUAAUAUUUAGAAUUUGAUAUUGCAUUAGGAUUUAAAGGGUUAAUUCUAUAUAAAAUUAAAAGGUUCUUUUUUUUUUGGAAAAAAAAAAAGUGAAAUACCAUUAAUCAACUGAACCGAAAGCAGGCACGAACGGCAACAAUUACAAAAUCCUAAUGGAUGGAAUCAAUAGCAGUAGCAGUAAUGGGUAAUUUUUCUUGGUGCAUUGCAACUAGUUGUUGGAGAAUGGCGUUUAGAAAAAUAAAAAAGUGUUUUUGGACAAGUAAUUAUUCCUAGUGGAUAACAUGGCUUACAUUCACGGAUCUGAGGAUGUAAUUGGGCUCACAACAACUCAUGGACCUCUCAAGAGUGCAUACAAAUUAGGCUCGGCUCGAGAUAGGUAGCGGAUCCCCGUGGUUUACAUAUUAAUUCAUGCACAUUCAUGCCCAUCUUAGGGUGUUUUUUCUUUUUUUCCCAAAAAAGCAAAGAAUUUGUAUUUCUCCUCACACAUAUUAGAAACUUUUCCAUUUCUACAAAACUGCCAUUAGAACAAAGUGACAGUCUACACCUCAGGACUAAGGCUCAAACAAACUAACUAUAAUUAGGGGGCGCUGGUAACCCGUCUUUGUCAAGGAUGAAGGCCAGC
This is a messenger RNA of Durio zibethinus, 2277 nucleotides long. RefSeq names its product BAG family molecular chaperone regulator 4-like. Lineage: Eukaryota; Viridiplantae; Streptophyta; Magnoliopsida; Malvales; Malvaceae. Gene Ontology annotation, molecular function: adenyl-nucleotide exchange factor activity; protein-folding chaperone binding. The record is from RefSeq and is a predicted model, not a curated record. Gene Ontology annotation, biological process: protein stabilization. Gene Ontology annotation, cellular component: cytoplasm.